AUGUCCAUGCUUCGCAACGCAUUUGCAUCCCCCGCCGUCCGCGGCACCGCCUACGCGACCUCGCGUGCAUUCCAUGCCUCGCCCAUAGCAGGCAAGUCAGCGACGGAGAGGGUGAACAAGUCCGUCGGACAGGGUCUUGCAUCAGCCAUUGAGAAGGGGGAAGAGGCAACGGAGGCGACCAAGAAGACAAUUGGUAAGGGUUCAUUCCGCUCAUGGCCUCUAAAUUGGGAACCGACGCGACACCACACAGCCCCUGCAGUAGACAAGGCGAAAGAGGCUUCUGGGCAAGCAAAGCAGAAGGCCAAUCAAACCUCUGCUGGCGUGCAAGAAGGCGCACAAGACUUCAAGCAAGACGUCCAAAAGGAAACCCGCAAGUGA
Messenger RNA from Postia placenta MAD-698-R-SB12, 378 nucleotides. RefSeq lists its product as hypothetical. Bases 1 to 378 code for a protein of 125 amino acids. The transcript is spliced from 3 exons. The record is from RefSeq and is a predicted model, not a curated record. Lineage: Eukaryota; Fungi; Basidiomycota; Agaricomycetes; Polyporales; Adustoporiaceae.